Gavia stellata (red-throated loon) is the source of this 1783-nucleotide messenger RNA. RefSeq names its product trafficking protein particle complex subunit 14 (gene TRAPPC14). The transcript has 11 exons. Bases 1 to 1722 code for a protein of 573 amino acids. Gene Ontology annotation, molecular function: alpha-tubulin binding. Gene Ontology annotation, biological process: cilium assembly. Gene Ontology annotation, cellular component: TRAPPII protein complex. The record is from RefSeq and is a predicted model, not a curated record. NCBI's taxonomy places the organism in Eukaryota, Metazoa, Chordata, Aves, Gaviiformes, Gaviidae.
AUGGAGUCGCAGUGCGAUUACUUCAUGUACUUCCCGGCGGUGCCGUUCGCGGCCCGGGAGCUGCUGUCGGGGGAACCGGGCCGGUACCGGGCGCUGCCCCGCCGCAACCAUCUCUACCUGGGCGAGACCGUGCGGUUCCUCCUGGUGCUCCGCUGCCGCCCCGGUAGCGGCAGCGGCACCGGGCCGGGCCGGCCGCCCUGGGCCGAGCUGGCCGCCUCGCUGGCCGCCCUGGCCAGCGUCAGCCCCGGCGGCGCAGAGGCCGGCGGGGACCGGGACGCGGACCCAGACAGCACCGGGAGCGGGGCCUCGCCAGAGCCCACCGUCUUCCGGGACUGCCGGGCCCUGCUGACGCACAGCCAGGGCGCCCCGGGGAGACCUGCCGCUGGGAUACCGGUGGAGGACCCCAUCGUGUCCACGGACGAGGUCAUCUUCCCCUUGACCAUCUCCCUCGACAAGCUGCCGCCUGGUACCGUCAAGGCCAAGAUCGUGGUGACAGUGUGGAAAAGGGACACAGAGCCACCCGAGCUGCAGGAGGGCGGUGGGUACCUAAGCCUGCUGCAGACGCGGGCACCUGCGCACGUCUUCCGCCAGGAGCAGGGGGCCUUCAAGGCGCAGGUGAGCACCCUGCUGACGGUGCUGCCCCCGCCCGUGGUGCGAUGCCGCCAGCUCACCGUGUCUGGGAAGUACCUCACUGUGCUCAAAGUGCUCAAUGGCUGGUCCCAGGAGGAGAUCUCGCUGUGGGACGUGCAGAUCCUGCCCAACUUCAACGCCAGUUACUUGCCCGUCAUGCCCGAUGGCUCCGUGCUGCUGGUCGAUGAUGUCUGCCACCACUCGGGCGAGGUGCCUGUGGGCGCCUUCUGCCGUGUGGCCGGCGCCGGCUCGGCCUGUCCCUGUGCCCUUAGCGCCCUCGAGGAGCACAACUUCCUCUUCCAGCUCCAGGCACCUGAGCGGCCUCCUGAGGAUGCCAAGGAGGGCCUGGAGGUCCCACUGGUGGCCGUGAUCCAGUGGUCAACACCAAAACUGCCCUUCACCAGCAGCAUCUACACGCAUUACCGGCUGCCGAGCAUCCGCCUGGAGCGGCCACGUUUUGUGAUGACAGCUGCCUGUGAGUCCCCAGUGCGGGCCCGGCAGCGCUUCACCGUCACCUACACGCUGCUCAACGACCUCCAGGACUUCCUGGCCGUGCGCCUCGUCUGGACACCUGAGACUGCCACGGCCGGGAAGAAGCUGUCCGGGGAGGAGCGCCGGGCCACGCAGGCAGCGCUGGACGCCAUCGUGUGCCACACGCCGCUCAACAACCUGGGCUACUCGCGGAAGGGCAGCGCCCUCACCAUUCGUGUGGCCUUUCAGGCGCUGCGGGCCGGCCUCUUCGAGCUGUCCCAGCACAUGAAGCUGAAGCUGCAGUUCACGGCCAGCGUGGCCAACCCACCGCCCGAGGCCCGGCCCGUGUCGCGCAAGAGCAGCCCCAGCAGCCCGGCCGUGCGGGACCUGGUGGAGCGGCACCAGGCUGGGCUGGGCCGGUCCCAGUCCUUCUCCCACCAGCAGCCAUCCCGCAGCCACCUCAUGAGGUCAGGCAGCGUGAUGGAGCGACGUGCCAUCACCCCGCCGGUGGGGUCCCCCGUGGGGCGUCCCCUCUACCUGCCCCCCGAGAAGACGGUGCUGUCCCUGGACAAGAUUGCCAAACGGGAGUGCAAGGUGCUGGUCGUGGAACCUGUCAAGUGACACGGACCUUGGGGACCAUGGGGACGGACAAAUCCUGCUGCGUCCUGGAGACUGCGCUGGA